CCGUCCGGAGCAACCUCACCUCCUUCGGAGCCGACCAGGUGAUGGAUCUCGGUCGCCAUGCCAACCAGCGCUUCUUCAACUGGUUUUAUUGGAGCAUCAACCUGGGUGCGGUGCUGUCGCUGCUGGUGGUGGCUUUUAUCCAACAGAACAUCAGCUUCCUGGUGGGCUACUGCAUCCCUGUGGGCUGUGUGGGCCUGGCCUUCUUCAUCUUCCUCUUUGCUACCCCAAGCUUUGUUACCAAGCCCCCCACAGGCAGCCAAGUGUCUUCCAUGCUUAAACUUGCUCUCCAAAACUGCUGUCCCCGGCUGUGGCACCGACACUCUGCUAGAGACUCUCUAGGUGCCCAUCUGCUGCCUGACCAGAGGUCUCAGCAGCCUGGCCCUUCCCCCCAAGAGGACAUCGCCAACUUCCAGGUGCUGGUGAAGAUCUUGCCUGUCAUGGUGACCUUGGUGCCCUACUGGAUGGUGUACUUCCAGAUGCAGUCCACCUACGUCCUGCAGGGUCUUCACCUCCACAUCCCGAACAUCUUCCCAAACUACCCUGCCAACAGCUCUGUGGCUCUGAGAGCCCAGGGCAGCAGCUACAAGAUCCCAGAAGCCUGGCUCCUCCUGGCCAAUGUCGUGGUCUUGCUGAUUCUGGUGCCGGUAAAGGACCACCUGCUCGACCCUUUACUGCUACGGCGCAAGUUGCUUCCCUCGGCUCUGCAGAAGAUGGCACUGGGGAUGUUCUUUGGUUUCACCUCUGUCAUUGUGGCAGGAGUCCUGGAGAUGGAGCGUUUAGAAUACAUCAGUCACAACCAGACGGUGUCCCAGCAGAUCGGGCAGAACAUAUACUAUGCAGCACCACUGUCCAUCUGGUGGCAGAUCCCUCAGUACCUGCUCAUCGGGAUCAGUGAGAUCUUUGCCAGCAUCCCAGGCUUGGAGUUUGCGUACUCAGAGGCCCCACGCUCCAUGCAGGGCGCCAUCAUGGGCAUCUUCUUCUGCUUGUCGGGGGUGGGCUCGCUGUUGGGCUCCAGCCUGGUGGCACUGCUGUCACUGCCGGGAGGCUGGCUGCACUGCCCCCAGGACUCUGGGAACAUCAACAAAUGCCGAAUGGACCUCUACUUCUUCCUGCUGGCCGGCAUUCAGGCUGCCACGACCAUCCUGUUUAUUGGGAUCACUGGUCGCUAUGAGAGGGCGGCCCAGGGCCGAGCCUCCCAAAGCUGUCCCAGGAGGGACAGUGGCUGAACACACCCCCCACCCUAGUCCCUCGCUUCUCUCCCGCCAACAUAGACUGCAGCAGUCCGCUGGGGUUUCCUUUUCAGUUUAUUCUGUACCCAACAUCAGGAUGAAAUGGGUCUCAUAAGUAAGGGCCAUGAGCCCUUCCUCAC
This is a messenger RNA of Vicugna pacos (alpaca), 1369 nucleotides long. It is a transcript of the gene SLC15A3, whose product is annotated as solute carrier family 15 member 3. The record is from RefSeq and is a predicted model, not a curated record. Gene Ontology annotation, molecular function: transmembrane transporter activity. NCBI's taxonomy places the organism in Eukaryota, Metazoa, Chordata, Mammalia, Artiodactyla, Camelidae. Gene Ontology annotation, cellular component: membrane. Gene Ontology annotation, biological process: transmembrane transport.